UACAUCAGCAAAAAUGGCCACUCCCGUUUCCGGUAUCUCUCUUGCCAACCUGAUCAAGGCUUCGCCUUUCCUGACCAAGGCCUUGACGCCCAUCGCGAACACCUACUACAAGUUCACCGCUUACCAGCAGAUUGGUUUCCGCUACGACGACCUCAUCCCCGAGGAGAACCUCGCCAUGAUCAAGGCCCUCAAGCGUCUUUCGCCAAAGGAGCACGCUGACCGUGUUUACCGUAUGCGUGUUGCUUCUCAGUGCUCUAUGUCUCACACUCUUUUGCCUAAGGAGCAGUGGACUACGCUCGACCAGGACCACCGUUACAUCUCAAACAUCCUCAAGGAGGUCGAGGCCGAGGAGCAGGAGCGCGCUGAUUUGGAUGCUAUGAUCAUCCGCAAGAAGCCCGCGAGUGCCCACUAAACGUACAGGAUGGU
Messenger RNA from Saitoella complicata NRRL Y-17804, 426 nucleotides. RefSeq names its product cytochrome b-c1 complex subunit 7. Gene Ontology annotation, biological process: mitochondrial electron transport, ubiquinol to cytochrome c. The coding region runs from base 14 to 412 and encodes 132 amino acids. NCBI's taxonomy places the organism in Eukaryota, Fungi, Ascomycota, Saitoellomycetes, Saitoellales, Saitoellaceae. The record is from RefSeq and is a predicted model, not a curated record. The transcript has 3 exons.